UUAUUUUGAAGUCCCUGUUGCGCAAUUUUAUUGGUUUAAAGAAGAGUAUCAGGUUUUGUCUUGCCUGUUUUCUAUGGCAAACUGCUGGUAUGAGAACUGUUUUCCAAGUGCGCCUGACGCCGUAUGUCGGCUCGAGGGCCCAGUGGAACGUGAAAUAAGGGCCUGGCAGCGGUGCACAGUACAAAGCCCGGAGGGAGACCAGAUCUCUAUGCUUUUGCGUGAUCUGCCAUCAUUAUUCUGCGCAGAUUAGAUGACUCACAAAUUCCCGUGACUCACGCCGCUUCUCUUCUCAGCCCGGGGACCAACAAAUGGAGGUGGUUCUCCCGAAAUCCAUCAGUACGAUGGACAGGCUGUUGUCCCAAUGCGCACCGCCUUUCGUCUGACUCAAGCUAGGGUUCAGACGCCUCCUUCUCCCGCUCCCAGGCGCUCAUGGCCUAGUGCUGCGGUGUCGGACUUCGGUUCCGCGUCUCCUAGGCGUAGGGUCAGAGCGUUCCCUGUGUUCCCUUUAAAGUUCUAGCUCCCGUACCGGCUCAGCUGUCCAGAGGGCUGCCGUGCGCUCCUCUCCACCCUCGCCCUCCUCCCGAGCGCAGGUUAGGGAGCGCACAGGGGGCGGGCCAAGCUGCUGCGGGUAGGGGAGGAUGCGUCUUUCUUAGCUUGACAACGGCAGAGGGCUACGGUUCUGCAAAGGGGAAUUAGAAGCUGGAGGCGACCUACUCCCCAAAGCCAAAUAAGAGAAGAGCCCAGAGGCAAGCCUAAACAUUACCACCAUGGCUUCUGAACCUCCUCCUGAAAAACAUGCUAAAACUCCACACUUACCACCCGAUAAACAGAGCCUGUUGUUUUGUCCCAAAUCAAAGAUCCACCACAUUCACCGAGGAGAGAUCUCAAAGAUCAUCCGUGAGUGUAAAGAAGAGAGUUUCUGGAAGAGAGCUCUCCCUUUGUCCUUGGUAGGGAUGCUUGUUACUCAAGGACUUGUCCACAAAGGUUAUUUAGCAUCAAACCCAAGAUUUGGAUCAUUGCCAAAAGUGGCACUUGCUGGUAUCUUGGGAUUUGGCUUGGGAAAGGUGUCUUACAUAGGAGUGUGCCAGAAUAAAUUUCACACUAUAGAAUUCGAACUCCGGGGGGCAGGUUUUGGUCCAGGCCAUAACAGGCACUGCCUCUACACCUGUGAAGACUGCAAAAUCAGGCAUGAGUUGAGUCAGAAGAGUGGUUCACAGGCCUCUGCUUCCUAAACUGGUACCUGUGCCUUCAAAGCCUUCCAGGCCUUUGCAUUUGAAUUUCAUGUUUCCUUUGCACUUCACAUAAGAGGUGUAUACCAGACUGGAAUGAGAUGUAGGCUAUACUUGUCAAUACUCAUGUCUUAUACAUUUAACCAUGAUAUUAAAUCUUAAUCUAGUGAGA
Molecule: messenger RNA, 1401 nt
Organism: Phascolarctos cinereus (koala)
Lineage: Eukaryota; Metazoa; Chordata; Mammalia; Diprotodontia; Phascolarctidae
Gene: OCIAD2
Product: OCIA domain containing 2
Cellular component (GO): mitochondrial inner membrane
Source: RefSeq, a predicted model, not a curated record